This is a messenger RNA of Styela clava, 372 nucleotides long. The record is from RefSeq and is a predicted model, not a curated record. NCBI's taxonomy places the organism in Eukaryota, Metazoa, Chordata, Ascidiacea, Stolidobranchia, Styelidae.
UUCACUAAAACGGCAUUGGAUUUUGCUCUCAGUUGUUUCAGCGUUUGCAUGUGUUUACCUGCUAGCUUGUCUGGAAAUAUGAUUCAAAACAACAAACAUUUCAAGUUUGUGACGAAAGAAAUUGCUAAAGAAUGGGAGAAAUCUGGAAAAGCAGAAAUAAUCAGCAAAUGUGAGCAUUUCAUCUCAGCCCAGAAAAGACCAGUAGAAGUCGUUCAAGGAAAAGAUGUCCGUAGAAUCUUAUACGAAGUCGUUCGUCAAGUUUUGGCGAAAUGUCUCAAGAACGAACAGCUGGUCGGAUUAAUCAGUGCCCUGAAGGUUUGUUUUCUGUUUUGUUUUCUGUUCCCAGCUCUGGUCAAGAAGCCACUGAUAUAA